This is a messenger RNA of Styela clava, 3433 nucleotides long. Its product is annotated as calcium-activated chloride channel regulator 3A-1-like. NCBI's taxonomy places the organism in Eukaryota, Metazoa, Chordata, Ascidiacea, Stolidobranchia, Styelidae. The record is from RefSeq and is a predicted model, not a curated record.
CAAUGCAAUUCUUGUGAACUACUCUAUUUUAUUUCGUUUGGUAUGAUGACGUGACAGCACAGCAGGUAAAAUAGAAAAAUUGCAACUUAAAAUUGUUGGAAAUGGUGAAAUUGAAAGAAUUAAUAAUAUUGAUGACGAUUGCAUCACAGACUGGUCUUGGAGACAAAAAAUUACUCGAAUUCAAAAAUAAUGGAUUUACAGAUUUAGUGGUCGCGAUUCACCCUGAUGUCCCGGAGAACGAACAAAUAAUCGAUUCCAUUAAGAACAUGAUGACUGAUGCUUCAGCAGCUCUAUUUACAGCUACAAAACGGAGAGCUUACUUCAAAGACGUCACAAUACUCGUCCCUAAUAAUUGGAAAAACAAGGAUUAUACACCAGCAUCAAAAGAAAAUUUUAAAUCUGCUGAUAUACGAAUCGCACCUUCUCACCCCAGCUCGGGCCAUACUCCGUACUGUUGGAAAGAUACGCCCUGCGGAUCACCAGGGUCUUACAUUCACUUAACACCAGAAUAUCUACUCAAUUCCGCUAUAUCUGAACGCUACGGGCCGAAAGGUAAACUUGUUGUCCAUGAAUGGGGACAUUGUAGAUGGGGAGUAUUUGACGAAUAUACAACGGGUGAUCCUAACGAUAAACCAUUCUAUUUGAACUCAAAAGGGCAGGCGGAGGCAACAAGAUGCUCUCUCGGAAUACAAGGACAGGGUUAUAGAAGAAUUUCAGAACGAUGGGUACCAUGUACCACCGACGAGUCCACACUACUACCUGAGCCAAAGUGUAAAUUUAUACCAGAUAAAACACAGCCAAGCAACGUCAAAACAUCUUUAAUGUUUGCGCAAUUUAUUGAUGGGGUAACGACAUUUUGUCACGACGAUCCGUCCGACCCAAUAAACAACCACAACAAAAACGCACCUAAUCGACAAAACAGGCAAUGCAAUGGAAGGAGCACUUGGGCAGUUAUCAUGGACACUCGUGAUUUUCGUGGAGAUACCAUUAAUAAACCUAACUUUGCGAUAAGGAGCACUGUUCCAAAUUUUCACGUCAAGAAACCACAAAUGGAAAGGGUUGUUCUUGUCAUGGACACAUCUGGGAGUAUGAAUGAGAAUGGCAAGCUUGAAGACCUCAGGAGAGCCGCUCGACUUUUCAUAAAAAGUAGUGCUAACGAAGGUACAUUUGUGGGACUCGUUACUUUCGACUCUUCUGCAUCAGUUUUGAAACAGCUUACGGAAGUGCAAAAUGGAGAUAAUAGCCGGGACAGUCUUGUUCGUUUACUGCCCAGCUUUGCAAGUGGCGUAACAGCAAUUGGCCAAGGAAUUCUUGCGGGGGUGCAGGUACUAAGUCACAAUGGGCAGUCACCAGAGGGUGGGUAUGUAAUCGUUCUUACUGAUGGAGAAGAAAAUGUUGAACCCUUUGUUGAUAGCGUGAAACCAGACGUAAUGAGUAAGGGUGUUAUAUUACAAGCGAUAUUUUUUGGUUUGGUCAAUGUCAAUUCUGACAGUUCGUUGCAACAAUUGAGCUCGGAAACAGGUGGAGACUGGUACUAUGCAAGCGACGCAAUCAACUCUGGUUCCGAAUUGAAUAACAUUUUUGCCUCGUUAGCGCAGUCAAACGAUGGGGGUAUCCCAACAGGAUCUAUACAAAUAUCUAGCGAGUCUUUUGAAAUAUUUCCAGACGUUCGUCAAACUGGAAAGGUUGCUAUUGAUGGUUCCGUAGGACUGCAAACUACAUUUACUUUCAGUUGGUUGUACAUUGAACCAAAAAUCGAUCUGAAAUCGCCAUCUUCAAAUUGUGUUUAUUCAAAUGUUGUCGUCGAGGGUGAAACAUGUUCAAUUAACAACAUUCACCAAAACGACAGCAGCUUCAAGAUAAUAACUUUCACCAUUCCUGGAAUUGCGGAAUUUGGAGUUUGGGAGUACAAUAUUACAGGAAAGUUUCAAGACGUGGUAACCAUUUCUGUCACAUCUGCUCCAUCCAAAGCAAAUAUUUAUCCAAUAACUGUUGAACCAGAACUAACCUUGACAAAUGUUUCCGGAAAUCAAGCCGCCGUUGUGGUUGCAAGGGUCUUUCAAAAUCUACGUCCUGUACUUGGAGCUACUGUGAAGGCCACAAUAACUAGGCCCAUAGGAGAGGAGACUUCGAUAACAUUAUUGGAUAAUGGUGCAGGGUCCGACGUCAAUUCUAUGGAUGGAGUUUAUUCAAGAUACUUUUCUAAUUUCAAUGCACAAGGAAGAUAUUUUGUUAAGGUAAAUGUGCAAAAAGGCGGGGAUGAACCAGUCGGAACUGUUGGAUUUAUAGGAGGGUCGGACAUUAACACUGGCUUUAUUUCGGACGACGGAACGUUUGUGCCCAAUGUCAACAGCAUUGACAUCGAACCAGUUGACUUAUCUGGAGCAACAAUUGAUGGUACCUUACAGCGAACUGCAUCCACUGGAGGAUUGGCCUAUACAGGGCAAGUUGUAUUUCGGGACAUAUUUCCACCAAAUAAAAUCACGGAUCUUGGAGUCACACAAGUUGAUUUGAACGAUGCAAGUUCUGGCAUUACGCUAAAGUUUACUGCACCGGGAGACGAUUAUGAUUCUGGCAACGCGUCAUGGUAUGAGAUCAAAUACACAUUUAAUGAUUCCUCGCUGCUGUUGUCGGAAUUUGCAAACCAGACAUCCGUACAAAAUGUAUUAAUUACUGAAGGAAAUUUGAACAAUCCGAAGCCGGCUAUGCAAAUGGAGAGUUUCACCUUUACCAUCUCAACGUUUCCAGACAAUGCGGCUUCUGUUCAAGUAGCAUUGGCUGUGCGCGCUUACGAUGAAGAGAAUAAUCCAUCAGAGAUUUCAAACAUUGCAUUCAUCACAUUUUUUAUCGAGCCACCACCACCCGUGAAUCCAACAACUGCUCCAAAUCUACCAUUUGGAGACAAAUUUUGGUACUUCAUUGGAGGAUUAAUAGGAGGAGUAGUUCUUAUAACAAUACUUGUCAUUCUCGGAUGCCUGUUUUGUCGGAACUGAUGCUUACAUACAAGUGAAGAAUAAAAACCAACCGUGAUUCUUAUAUUCAUUCAAUGAACAUUAUCUUGAAUAGUUGUAUCUGAUUGCUGCUGAUCCUGAUUGCUUAAUGUUUGCCCAUAUCUUAUUUCGUAUAUGCUCUACUUUGCACGUUUUAUUCUAAAUGAGUGAACAGUUAUCACUCAAUUCCAAUCUGCCUAAUUGACCUUAAUCAUUCAAAACCCAUCCUACGCGCAAAAAUAAAGUGAGAUAUACCAAACAAUUUUAACAUUGGCUCUUAUGGGGAAUGUGAUCACCAGGGCAGAAAUUUGCAUUGUUUGUGAUUUUCUAGUUAUCUUUCGUUGUAAACGUGGGCAGUUUUAUAUAUAGAAUGAUUUUUAGAUGUUCUUCGAUAUUUUAUGACGAUUAACAUGGUCAAGUUUUUUGAUAAUCGUACAUUAAAA